UGACGAGCCCGAAUCAGACAAGUACCGGACACCGAAAGAGGUGGAAGCAACACGAACGUGAGUUUUAGAUCCUUUUAUUCCAUCGCAGCCAUCAAGUCACCUUCUGUGCCAGUGUGUAUAAAGGUUGACAUAGUUCAAAAGCUAGUGAAGCUGUUUAGGAUAUUCUAGUUCUGUCUAAUAAACUUUGUAAGGAACACAAAUUCGCAGUGCGUAACAAGCUAUGAUGAAGUCGAUCUUCUUUGGAGUUGUAGCCAUCGCUGUAGCCUUCCUGUCCAUCUACCAGGAAACGGCACAAGCUGAGGAGCAGACAGGAACCGCUGAAUACAAAUGGAACAACAUUGACGAUCAGUGCCUCACGGCACUACACAAACAGAUCAACAAAGAAUUCGAUGCCUCGAUCGUCUAUCUGAAGAUUGCCGCCCACUUUGCCCAGGAAAAGAUAAACCUACCCGGGUUUGAAAAGUUCUUCUUCAAUGCCGCCGGUGAGGAGCGCGAGCAUGGCAUCAAGCUGAUCGAGUACGCCCUGAUGCGUGGACAAGGGCCCGUUGACAAGUCCAGCUUCAACCUAGACUACAGCUUCCAAGUGCCACCCGGAACCGAUGGCGAAACUGCUCUGCGUUUCGCUCUGAAGAAGGAGGAAGAAGUCACCCACAGCAUCCGUGGAGUCAUCAAGGCCUGCGAAGAGGGCACCAACGACUUCCACUUGGCCGACUACCUGACCGGCGAGUACCUGGACGAGCAGCACAAGGGCCAGCGCGAACUGGCAGAGAAGAUUGCGACCCUCAGCAAGAUGAAGAAGAGCGCACCCAAGCUGGGAGAGUUCCUGUUCGACAAGAACCACAUGUAAAUAGUGCAGUCGUCGAUCAACAACGGAGUGCGGAACCGGGUGCUGAAAAACUGAAGAAUUUUGAGUUCGAUGAACCCCAUUUCUCUCAAAGACAUACAGUUUAUAGUUUUCUUUUUUUUUACUACUGUGUUAACUCUAGUUCUCUAGAGAUUACGCGAACUGAAGAGACCGCUGAAGAAUGCUUGAAUAAUAAAAAUUAACAACCACGUACAACAAACGAUACCUAGCACUCCGAUUAGAUCUGUUUGUCGUUUAGGUUUCAUGUGUUUGUGCAUAGAUUAUUCCCAAAUGUGGUGCUGAUUGGAGCGAUUGGAGGCAUUUCUGCGACGUAAGAUUCACACGGGUGCAACUCGAUUGGAUGGAUUAUGUAACACACAAGUUGUACAACCGUUAGACUGUAGCACCGUUAAGUGACACAAAAUUUCCAAUAAAUUAAAAUAGUUCUUCAAAACGUACAAAA
Messenger RNA from Ochlerotatus camptorhynchus, 1307 nucleotides. RefSeq names its product ferritin heavy chain-like. The transcript is spliced from 5 exons. Lineage: Eukaryota; Metazoa; Arthropoda; Insecta; Diptera; Culicidae. Gene Ontology annotation, biological process: intracellular iron ion homeostasis; iron ion transport. Gene Ontology annotation, molecular function: ferrous iron binding; ferric iron binding. Bases 221 to 847 code for a protein of 208 amino acids. The record is from RefSeq and is a predicted model, not a curated record. Gene Ontology annotation, cellular component: cytoplasm.